This is a messenger RNA of Pseudomassariella vexata, 1971 nucleotides long. RefSeq names its product ARS binding protein 2-domain-containing protein. The coding region runs from base 1 to 1971 and encodes 656 amino acids. Gene Ontology annotation, molecular function: DNA replication origin binding. NCBI's taxonomy places the organism in Eukaryota, Fungi, Ascomycota, Sordariomycetes, Amphisphaeriales, Pseudomassariaceae. The transcript is spliced from 4 exons. The record is from RefSeq and is a predicted model, not a curated record.
AUGACGACUCAAGGUCAAUCUGUUCACCCCACGCCGCCGGCGUCUACAGGCAACAUGUCUCCCCGGCCCCUUGGCAUACGGCCGACCUUACCAGACAAACGAGUGAUGAGUGAAACAAUAGAGGAUGCCUACGUCAAGUUCAUCAUGUACUGCAAUCCAGCAGUCCCCCUGGAGACAGAUACAGCUGCCCUGAGGGAGGCUUUCCGGACACCACCCAAAAGCGACGGCAAGAGCUUCAGCACCUUCACGCUAUUCCAGCUCAUCAAACAGCUUGAGGACAAGGAAAUAAAGACAUGGGCUGAGUUGGCGUUGAAACUUGGUGUGAAGCCGCCAGAUCAGGACAAGGGCCAAAGUUCGCAGAAAAUUCAACAAUAUGCUGUAAGACUGAAGAGAUGGAUGCAUUCGAUGCAUGUUAAUGCUUUUUUCGACUACAUGCUUGAUAAUCCACACCCGUACUGGACGGAGAUCCCGUCGGAUCCAAACCCGAUCUGCGAAGACGGCCGGGAUGGUGUUGCCGCCGAAGACGAUAUGGCCUUGCGGGCUUUAUUACCGCAGAUUAGGCCACGUCGAGGACGGCGGAAACCUGAAGAUGAUGGACUGAAUAAGUCCCCUUCACAACGUCCACGACUCUCGCCAACAUUCAACGGUGAGGUGGAUCCAUCACGCUCAAACGGGCUGGAACUCUGGACGGCCCAUCCCGAUACGGCGAGAACUUUUCUGUUUCCGCCUCCGGAUCAAGCUCGGUCAGCCGUGAUAAGCAGUUCCGAAUCGGCAUUUCCAUGGCACACCGAGGUUCCGCAAACUUCCUUGACAUCUUAUCCGCAAUCUGCAAUAACGCCGAUCAAUGGGCGAGCAUUCUGGGCAGAUCCCACCGAACCUCGCUCAGCCAUCACGCCUUCCAAGGCUCGAUUGAUGGGUCGCCGACAUGGUGCCAAAGUUGUUUCUUCCGCUUGGCGCAGCGGGAGCUCAGGGGUAACCGGGAAGAUUCGAGGCAGACCCCCUACGAAGCGUGCCGAGGAAAGUCCUAUGUCGGCUUUUCCUGACAGCAACCGAGUGAGCUCUUUUCAGACAAUCAGCAUGGACGGCAACGUUCCCAAGUCGGCCAUUACGCCCGCCCCCGCUCCCGUCUUCUCUCCAAACACAACAUCUCCUAUGACGCCUGCACGGCCUACACGACCUGGCCGACUCUCGCUUCAGGUGCCGGAAAGGCCAACAGGGUCAGUGAGAUUGGCAACCCCGCCCCCGGUUGUCAUGAUCAACGGCGAGAAGCCAACGCAAGGGACUUCCCAGAUGAUGGACUGGAAUUCAAUGGGGAACACAGUGGAUUUCCCAAUACCAGCCGCCUUCGUCAACCCGAUUCCCGACUCGCAUUUCCAAGUCGUACCUCCGGACAAAGAGCCAGAACAGGCAAUACCCAACAAUAAAGACGCAACAGAAGAGGGCAUCAAUGUGCUAGAGAUCGAGAGCCUCUUCGUUUCGGAGAUCGUCGUUGCCAACUGGUGCGAUGCAAAGGGAAACAACAUACCAGCUUGUGGUGUCGAAGAGGCAAUAGCCCUAACGAAAUCAAUAAUACGGGACAUUAAGGAACAAGCAGUCAACACCGAGGCCUUCCUCAUCAACUUGUCUGCACUCGCAGGCGGUAGUAUGUUGAUGCGAAACCAAAAGGCCACCAUCACUCGGCUGGAAGAGGGAAGGGAUUGCACCAAGUACUCCAUGAGAUGGGAACUGCGUUACGGAUCUCUGAAGGGGUCAUAUGUGGUGACCGAGUCAGUUCCUCACGACAGCUGGAAGAGGAAGAAAGGGGGAGGGGAACCAGGAGGGGCAGGGGGAGGGGCAGACCCGGAUGCAGAGCUGUGGAAGAAGAAGUAUAAGGACUUGCUUCGGAUUGUGGAGAUGAGUAAUCAUCAGACUGCUGACUUGCGCGUGAAGGUUUUUGAGACUCUGAAGGGGUCUUCUGAUGGUAGAAGCUAG